AGACUGGGAUUCUCUGUUUCGCGCCCUUCUCACUUCAUCGUCCCAAGUCCCAACAUAUCUGUUCUUUCUUCACUCUCCCUCUGUCUAUCUAUCCCUCUCUCUCUCGUUCUAGUCUGCCGCAAUGGAGGAAAUCGACGACAGAGAAAUCGAAUCACAGGUUUAUAUGGCUUGCAUUCAGCAUGGUCGACGAGUUGGAGUUUCUUACUAUGACUGUAGUGAACGCAAGCUUCAUGUGCUAGAAGUUUGGGAGGAAGAUUGCUCAGACUUCACCUUGAUUAAUAUGGUAAAAUAUCAAGCGAAGCCAUCAAUCAUUUACACAAGCACCAAAAGUGAAGAGUCCUUUGUAGCUGCUCUGCAGCAGAGUGAUGGAACUGACGAGAAUACCGUGGUGCGGCUGGUAAAGAGCUCAACAUUCAGCUACGAGCAAGCGUGGCACAGAUUGGUGUAUCUUCGAGUAACAGGAAUGGAUGAUGGGUUGAACAUCAAAGAAAGGAUUUGUUAUCUGAGUUCGAUGAUGGAUGUGGGCAGUGAAGUCCAAGUUCGUGUUAGUGGGGGCCUUCUUGCUAUAUUAGAAAGUGAACGAAUUGUUGAAACUCUGGAACAAAACGAAUCUGGGACUGCGUCAAUCGCAAUUGAUUCAGUCAUGGAAGUACCACUGAACAAGUUUCUUAAACUUGAUGCGGCUGCGCACGAGGCUCUGCAGAUAUUUCAAACAGAUAAACAUCCAAGCCAUAUGGGCAUUGGCCGGGCCAAAGAAGGGUUCUCGGUGUUUGGAAUGAUGAAUAAGUGUGCCACCCCAAUGGGUAGACGCCUUUUAAGAAGCUGGUUUAUGAGACCAAUUUUAGAUCUUGAAGUGUUAGAUCGCCGUCUCAAUGCUAUUUCCUUUUUCAUUUCUUCAGUAGAGCUGAUGGCAUCAUUGCGGGAGACACUGAAAUCAGUGAAGGACAUUUCGCAUCUGCUCAAGAAAUUCAACUCUCCGACGUCCCUUUGUACCAGUAACGACUGGACAGCUUUUUUGAAGAGUAUAAGUGCGCUCUUGCACGUUAAUAAGAUAUUUGAAGUUGGAGUUUCAGAAAGUCUCAGAGAGCAUAUGAGACGCUUCAACUUGGACAUUAUUGAGAAGGCCGGCUUAUGUAUCAGCACAGAGCUAGAUUAUGUCUAUGAGCUGGUCAUUGGAGUCAUUGAUGUAACUAGAAGCAAAGAGAGGGGUUAUCAAACAUUGGUGAAAGAAGGAUUCUGUGCUGAGUUGGAUGAGCUGAGGCAAAUAUACGAGGAGUUGCCAGAGUUUCUGCAGGAGGUUGUUUCUAUGAUCUUUUGUGCAAUGGGAAGCAAGUUCAUGACCGCGGAACAAUCUACAUUCAUGAUAGAUCUGCAUCAAGUAGGAAUGAUGCUCAGGCAGGCAACUUCAAGAUCUCUGUGUCUAUUAGACGAGUUUGGUAAAGGCACUCUUACAGAAGAUGGUAUUGGCCUGCUUGGUGGGACAAUAAGUCACUUUGCUACAUGUACAGAGCCACCAAGGGUUCUAGUAUGUACGCACUUGACUGAACUACUUAACGAGAGCUGCUUGCCUGUUUCGGAGAAGAUUAAAUUCUAUACAAUGAGCGUUCUUAGGCCAGACACAGAAUCUGCAAACAUGGAAGAUAUUGUUUUUCUUUAUCGGUUAAUUCCAGGACAGACUUUGCUGAGCUAUGGUCUUCAUUGCGCACUACUCGCUGGUGUGCCGGAGGAAGUCGUCAAGAGAGCAGCCAUCGUGUUGGACGCCUUUGAAAGUAACAACAGCGUCGAUAAACUAAGCCUUGACAAAAUAUCAUCUCAAGAUGAAGCAUUCAAGGAUGCUGUUGACAAGUUUAUGGAGUUUGACAUCAGUAAAGGUGACGUCCGUGCCUUCUUUCAAGAUAUCUUCACUUCCUAAUAAACCCUUACUCAAAAAGUGAAGACCCUUAUACAAAAUGUAACCAACAACAGUAGAUUUUUCUA
Molecule: messenger RNA, 1977 nt
Organism: Camelina sativa (false flax)
Lineage: Eukaryota; Viridiplantae; Streptophyta; Magnoliopsida; Brassicales; Brassicaceae
Source: RefSeq, a predicted model, not a curated record